GUUUUAAGAAUGACAGCAUCAAGGGAUAUUGUGAAUGUGAAACGCGGAGAGGAAUCGGUGGAAAGAGAUCGCUUUCCUCGAAUAGUAAUAAUAAUAAUGAUUGCCGAGUUCUGCGAACGAUUUUCCUACUCUGGUAUGAGAGCAUUCCUCACGCUGUACCUUCGCAGUAAACUCGGAUACUCGGACGAAGGUGCGACAGAAAUAUAUCACGUUUUCAGUACAUUCGUGUACUUUUUCCCGAUCCUCGGCGGCAUACUCGCUGACAACUAUCUCGGUAAAUUUCGGACAAUCCUCUACUUGAUGUUCGUCUAUGCGGGUGGAAAUAUGUUGGUAGCCAUAACUGCUAUACCUCAUCUUGAAAUACCGAAAAGAUUAUGCACAUUACUUGGUCUAUUUCUGAUAACAUUGGGUACUGGAGGUAUAAAGCCAUGUGUUACUGCUUUCGGAGGUGACCAGUUCGUCCUCCCACAGCAAGAGAAACAGCUUGCAUUGUAUUUCAGUAUUUUAUAUUUUAAUAUAUGCACUGGAAGUCUGAUCGCUAAAACUGUGUCACCUAUAUUGAGAUCGGAUGUCCAUUGUUUUGGUGAUAAGGACUGUUAUUCCUUGGCUUUCGGCGCUCCAGGUUUUAUCGUGUUGAUUUCCAUUGUGGUUUUCGUCAGCGCUAAGAGUAAAUACGUCAUGAAGAGACCGGAGGGCAACCUUUUGUUUGACUUUGUUAAAUGCGUUUCAUUGGGACUUAAAAACGCUUUAAUAAAAGGUAAAACCGAGAAACAAUCUCAUUGGUUGGACAGCACGCAACACAGAUACGACAAGCGUUUCAUACGGGACGUGAAGAAAACUCUAUCAAUACUGACUUUGUUCACCGUUUUGCCGGUAUUUUGGGCGCUUCUUGAUCAAUUGGGUUCAAGAUGGACGCUUCAGGCUACGAAGAUGGAUGGUCGCUUCGGAUUCGUAACAAUUAAGCCGGAUCAAUUACAAGUGAUAGGUCCUAUAAGUAUACUCAUAUUGAUACCACUGUCGCAAAAGUACAUCUACCCAUAUUUUGAAAAAUAUAAUAUAUUAAGAAAUCCACUCCACAAACUGACGUUAGGCGGCGUUUUGGCUGGCGUCGCGUUCAUUGCCUCUGCUCUCGUCGAGAUUUAUAUCAAGACCACAUAUCCAGAAUUACCUCAACUAGGAUAUUCUCAAUUACGUAUAUUUAAUGGUAAUCCUUGCCCUAUAUCCAUACAAAACGAUCAACAAGGAAUAAUUUACAGUAUUCCGUCUCUUUCGCACUAUACAAAUAAACACAUGCAGGUGAAAGGAACAGAAGAUAUCCGACUGAACAUAAGCGGUGAUUGUAUUGAUACUAGGGAUGAAUUAUUUACAUUGAACGAGAAGAAAGCGAUAUCUUUCUUUGUAAAUGGCAACAAUAUAGUUAGAUUCAAUGAAAAUGUGGAUAAGAGCAAAUCUGGGUUGCCAUUCGUAAGAUUUCUCGUCUCUGAUCGAGUAGAUUUAACAAACGUAACGCUCUUCAAUGAAAAGAGGAAUGAAAUUGAAACGUACAUUUACGCCGGCGCGAGCGUACAAAUGGAAGUGUUCAUGUCGGUGUACUCCAUACGAGUAAGAGAUAAAGUCGUCUUGAGUGAGAUGUCGAUGGAUAAUGGCGGCGUCUAUAAUAUAAUGAUAGACAAAAACGGAGAUGAUUACACGGCAAAAAUAGUCGCGAUCACGGAACCGAACUCCAUAACAAUGGCGCUAUUGUUACCUCAGUUCCUGAUCAUAUCGACUGCAGAGGUGUUGUUCGCGGUGACGGGUAACGAAUUCGCGUUCAAAGAGGCACCGGAGAGCAUGAAGGCAGUGAUGUCGGCCUUUUGGUUGUUAACCGAAGCGGCUGGAAAUGUCAUAAUAAUUAUUGUAACACGACUCUUCAUUAAUUAUAAGCAGGAAACCCAGUCAUUUAUUUACACCGGGUUGGUGUUUACUUCGAUAGCAGCGUUCCACUUCAUGUCUCGUAAUUAUCAGUUCGGCUUCGCGGACGAGGAAGUGAGGAAGGAACGUAGGAGUAACAGUGAAGUGUUGUACCAACAAGUGAAGCAGGCCGAAGACUGUUUAGAACAUUGAUUGCAAUGAUAUAAGCAUGUUAUAACAUAUUUAAAUAUAUUUUUUUAUUGUGU
This is a messenger RNA of Vanessa tameamea, 2156 nucleotides long. Its product is annotated as peptide transporter family 1-like. NCBI's taxonomy places the organism in Eukaryota, Metazoa, Arthropoda, Insecta, Lepidoptera, Nymphalidae. The coding region runs from base 10 to 2103 and encodes 697 amino acids. Gene Ontology annotation, cellular component: plasma membrane. Gene Ontology annotation, molecular function: dipeptide transmembrane transporter activity. Gene Ontology annotation, biological process: dipeptide import across plasma membrane. The transcript is spliced from 14 exons. The record is from RefSeq and is a predicted model, not a curated record.